AUGGAGCAAGUCAAGCAACUGAAAGCAGACUAUCCCUGGACGCAGGCGCCUCUCGUGUCAUGCGGUCCAAUGCGACUGAUAGCCCUGGCUUCACUGGCAACAGAGGUGUCACGAGCAGGUGGACUCGGCUUUAUUGGUGCAGGAAGUGAUGUGUCGACUUUGGGCGAAGAGCUUGAGAAGGCGAAGCAGCUGCAGGCAGGAGCUCAGCUUUUGAGAGAUGUGACUGAGGUCAUGCCCAUUGGCAUUGGCUUCCUAUUGUGGGCGGGUGAAAAGCUAUUGACAGAUGCGCUGCCUCUUAUUGAGAAGUACAAGCCGGCAGCUGUGUGGCUGUUCGCACCGAACGACUCAUCUCAAUUCCAAGCGUGGACGCGAGAGGUGAGGAGGGUCACGAACAGGCGAACUAAGAUCUGGAUCCAGGUUGGAACCGUCAAGGAUGGCAUUGAUGCGACGAAGACAUGUCAGCCCGAUGUGCUUGUUAUUCAAGGUCAAGAUGCUGGUGGGCAUGGACUUCAAGAGGCAGCUGGUCUGAUUGCCCUACUGCCCGAGGUUGAUGAAGCAGUAUCUGCGCUUUGCAGCACAGCAAAGCUGAACAAGCCCGUUCUUACUGCCGCAGGAGGCAUCAUGGACGGUCGAGGUGCUGCUGCAGCUCUCACUCUUGGAGCCUUUGGCGUGACAUUGGGUACUCGCUACUUGGUGGCACCAGAGUCAAACAUUGCCAAAGGAUAUCGAGAUGCAGUCCUCGCGGCUUCAGAUGGAGGGCCCAAUACAGCUCGAGGGAAGCUGUACGACACACUUCGCGGCACACGAGACUGGCCAGAACGCUUUGGUGGUCGUAGCGUGCUCAACGAGACCUGGCAUGAUGCGCAGAAAGGCAUGAGCCUGGAAGAGAACCAGAAGCUGUACGACGAGGCAAUGAAGCAAGGUGAUGCAGGCUGGGGCCAGGGAGCACGGUUGACGACUUAUGCCGGUGCUGGCGUUGGCCUCGCAAACAGCAUCAAGUCUGCUGCGCGGAUCACUGAGGAGGUCCGAGAUGAUGCGAAGCGGAUCUUGAAGCAGACAAGCAAGUACGUGAUAUAG
Fulvia fulva is the source of this 1077-nucleotide messenger RNA. RefSeq names its product Nitronate monooxygenase. The coding region runs from base 1 to 1077 and encodes 358 amino acids. Gene Ontology annotation, molecular function: nitronate monooxygenase activity. The record is from RefSeq and is a predicted model, not a curated record. The transcript has a single exon. Lineage: Eukaryota; Fungi; Ascomycota; Dothideomycetes; Mycosphaerellales; Mycosphaerellaceae.